Myxozyma melibiosi is the source of this 1002-nucleotide messenger RNA. RefSeq names its product acyl CoA binding protein-domain-containing protein. Lineage: Eukaryota; Fungi; Ascomycota; Lipomycetes; Lipomycetales; Lipomycetaceae. The coding region runs from base 1 to 1002 and encodes 333 amino acids. Gene Ontology annotation, molecular function: fatty-acyl-CoA binding. The record is from RefSeq and is a predicted model, not a curated record. Gene Ontology annotation, biological process: fatty acid metabolic process. The transcript is spliced from 6 exons.
AUGGAGGACACAAUAGAUCGCGUGUUUGUCCAGGCACUCGCCACUAUCCGCGUGCUAUCAAAUCCCAAAUUCCCCUCCGCUUCGCAUAUGAUCCAGCGGCCUCCGCUGCAAAACAGAAUACAUCUUUACGGCCUCUACAAGCAGGCAACCGCCGGAGAUGUUGACCAGCUUAUGCCUAGGCCGACUGGUAACCGGGAAGAGGACGAGGCGGGAAGAACGAAAUGGGACGCUUGGUAUUCGCAGCGGGGUUUGUCAAAAACCGAAGCUAAGCGGCAAUAUAUUCCCUAUCUUUUAGAUACGAUGGACAAAUUCGCCAGCUCAACUCCAGAAUCCCGCGAACUGAUCUCUGAGCUACGAGGUCUAUGGGAUCAAGUCAAAGACCUCGAUUCGUCUUCUGACUCGCCAAUCGGCUCACCGACCGCGGAAAAUACUCAACUUGCAGAUACCAUGACCGCCCCAGCCGAGGAUGCGGCUGACGAUGAAGACCGCAGCUAUUCAAAUGUCGAAGCUGAACAAGAUGAACAAGAUAAAGAGCAGGACGAACAGGACGAUGAGGGAUCAGAAAGUUUAUGGCGUUCAGAAGUCAGCAGUACUCUGGAUGAUCUGAUUGCAAACGCGACGUAUCUCAAGAGUCUACUAUCAACCAUGCCUACUCUCCCAUCCUCUGAGUCGCCGCGUCGAAACCUUUUUGUCACUGCACCGUCUACUCCUUCCUACUCUCUCAGUCAACUUCCCAGCUUAGUAGGGCUCAACAAUCUGUCUUCUUUUCGGCGGGGACUUGCUGCUUCAUCUGCAGAGUCGGGAAAUAGCGGUAACGGGGGUGGAGACCCGUCGUGGAGGUCAUUGCUUUUCUAUCUUGCUUCUAAAUUCGCACAUCUUUCGAAAAGAAUUGCUCUGGAUAUGGCCCUCAUAGCCUCAAUCAUCACCCUCUUACGCUGGAGACGCAACUUGCGCCGUGCUCCUGAUUCAUCGAGAUUUCCUACUCUACAAGUAUCUGCAUGA